UCCAGUGCUCUUUUUGUACUUGCAACCACCAGUUGCUUAAAGGUGAAGCAUCUGGCAGAGACUCUUGAUCUACUGGAGCCAAAAUUUGACCCUUAAAUAUGUAAGAAGCCAAAAUAUAUUGCUGUUAAGUGGCUACACUGUUCUUAAACCGUGACUCUGCUAACUGCAAUCACCUACCUGCAAUAACUGAUGUAUAUUCUAAGUGAAGACGUUCUCUUGGCAACUGCCUGGCAAUUUCCCAUGAAAAGCCCCCUUCAAUCUCCUUCUGUGACAAGAUGUUAUAAGUUACAUGUUGCUCUGGACACUUUAGUCAUUCCCUCGUCUCCCUUUCCCUCUCUCUCUCUCUCUCUCUCUCUCUCUCUCUCUCUCUCUCAAGAAAAGCAAAGGGAAGAUCCCCAAAAAUGUUCUCUGUGUCUUUCGACACUGUUGUCUCAGGUGAGCAACCAUAAUUUACUAACAUGAUCAUGUUCUCCAACAAAAUCAGUUGUCUUCUCCAAUAUUGUGGAGAGACUCAUGGUGAAUUAAUCUUAUGGAGAAAUAUAGUAAAAUUCAAUAAAGAUUUUAUGGUUAGUCUUUUGACAUUCAAUAAAGUUCUUUCCCUUUCCUGAUAGGUAAUAUGGAACGUCAACGUUCUAGCAGACCUGGCUCUGAAAUAUUGUAUGCCUUGCAAAAACUGAAGGAAAUUCUGCAGCAGAAGAAUAAGCAAUUUGCCUUGUUUGAGUUGGAUGUCCAUUCGUCACAAAACAAUCUUUCUGCUGUCAAGAGUAUGAAGAGUAAUGCAAGUAGUAGCAAGCAUAAAGCUAUAGAUGAGCUGAGAUUAGUAGAAGAAAUUUCAGAGAAUUUCACUGGUGCAGAUGCUGCAGUGAAAAAAGAGGAAAGAGGCAUGCAUAAGGUGAUCAAUGGUGAAAAAUUAUUAACAAGGGCACGGAGUUCAAAUGGGGUAUCAAAGAUGUCACUAGCAAAUACUUCUAGAGGUAAGAUACAUCGUAAUUCUCAUGAAGGCAAACAGGUUUUGCAGGGUAAUGAAAUCGAACAACUAAGGGAGCGAUUGAAGUUUCUUGAAGAAGAAAGCAAAAUAAUGAAGCAAGAGUUUUUGGAGCAUGUGGAAGAAAAGAAAAAGUUUGUGAAAGAGAUAUAUAAGCAGUUCCGCACUAUACACCGUUGCCUUCAACUUGAAAAUCCAGUAUACGGAGGGAGAGACUUUGAUGGAUCUUUCAUUGCCAACCCUUGUCAGGUAGAGGCAGGACUGGAGACUGGCCUAUCAAAAAUUCUAUGCCAAGAUUCAAUUGCAUGCAAUGUCACCAGCGACCAAAGAACCAAUAUCUUGGCACUAAAGAAAGGUCCUGAAGAAACAUGGGUUCAUGCUCAGAAUGAAUGAAAAAAGGCUUGGUACUUUCACCUACAAGUACAAUAUGCUGUUGUGUGCUUGCAGUUUUCUUGCUUGAAUUUGUGAAGAAUUUUAGAUCUAAAUAUUAUAUAAAAUAAGUUGGGCUUCCAUCCUUUACUAAGAGACCCAAAAAUCUAGAAUCAUUCGUAAACAAGACUAAAGAUUGAUAAUUAGCAAGUGUAUUGUAAGAUAGUAUAAAUAUUAGAAUUGGAAUAAAAGUGGGGGAAAUGUUAUGGAUUGUUUGUCCUCCAUGCCUUUUUAAGGAUUUUGGGAACCUAAUUUUAGUUUGAGGGACUAGAAAUGAGAAAAAGUUAGUUAUCAACUU
This is a messenger RNA of Hevea brasiliensis (rubber tree), 1712 nucleotides long. RefSeq lists its product as uncharacterized. NCBI's taxonomy places the organism in Eukaryota, Viridiplantae, Streptophyta, Magnoliopsida, Malpighiales, Euphorbiaceae. The coding region runs from base 617 to 1378 and encodes 253 amino acids. The transcript is spliced from 2 exons. The record is from RefSeq and is a predicted model, not a curated record.